UACUUAAAGAUUGGAACUUUUCUCAUUUGGUGAACUCAGAGAGAGAGAACCCAGCCACCACUUCUGUGAUAAGAAGGUGGCGGAGCACGGUGGUGCAGUGGGUCUCUCGUGACAGGAGAUUGGAGUGGGUUAUAACUGAACAUAAAUAUGGGUCAGGGACUGAGUUGUGCGUCGAGUCAAGAACAUGGUGGUCUGUUUAGUGCUGUGCAGUGUGGUGAUUUUGAUACUGUAAAGGUAAUGAUUGAGAGAGACCCAUCUCUCGUUUAUCAAACCACUGCUUAUGAUCGUCAAUCUCCACUUCAUAUUGCUGCUGCCAAUGGCCGGAUCGAGAUUAUGUCUAUGCUUUUGGAGCGAUCUGUGGAUCCAGAUGUUGUUAAUCGCCACAAGCAGACUCCACUUAUGUUGGCCGCAAUGCAUGGUAAAAUCGCCUGUCUGAAGAAGCUAAUAGAAGCAGGAGCAAAUAUUUUGAAGUUUGAUUCACUUAAUGAAAGAACUUGCUUACAUUAUGCUGCUUACUAUGGCCAUUCUGAUUGCCUUCGAGCAGUUCUCUCUGCUGCUCAAUCUAGUCAUGUUGCUGUCUCAUGGGGAUAUGCACGGUUUGUUAACAUUAGAGAUGGUAAAGGAGCUGCACCAUUGCAUUUAGCAGCCCGUCAAAGACGGCCCGAAUGUGUACGUAUUUUGUUAGACAAUGGAGCUCUUGUUUGUGCUUCCACGGGCGGAUAUGGCUGUCCUGGGAGUACUCCUCUUCAUUUGGCAGCAAGAGGGGGAUCUCUUGAUUGCAUCCGUGAAUUGCUGGCAUGGGGUGCAGAUCGUCUUCAAAGGGAUGCAUCUGGGAGAAUACCCUAUGCAGUUGCUUUGAAGCACAAACAUGGAGCUUGUGCGGCCUUACUAAAUCCUUCUUCAGCUGAGCCUCUUGUGUGGCCAUCACCUUUGAAGUUCAUCAGUGAGCUUAAUCAGGAGGCUAAAGCUCUAUUGGAAUGUGCAUUGAUGGAUGCGAACAGGGAGAGGGAGAAGAAUAUCUUGAAGGGAACUGCUUAUUCCAUUCCAUCUCCAUCACAUUCUGAUUCUGGCGCUGAUGACAAUAUAUCUGAGGCAAGUGAGACAGAACUGUGCUGCAUAUGCUUCGAGCAAGUUUGCACAAUUGAAGUACAAGACUGUGGUCACCAAAUGUGUGCACAAUGCACACUAGCCCUCUGCUGCCACAAUAAACCCAACCCAACAACUGCAAGCCUAAAUCCUCCAGUUUGCCCAUUCUGUCGAAGCAACAUUGUUCGCUUGGUAGUUGCUAAAGUCAAGGAUUGUGAUGAUGCCGAGCAGGACAUUGGAGAUGUAGGUUCACCAAAGAUGAGAAAGGCCAGGAAGUCGCGAAACUUCAGCAGUGAGGGAAGUAGCAGCUUCAAGGGGUUAUCAGCAAUAAGUUCCUUUGGAAAAAUGGGUGGACGCGGUUCAGGAAGAAUCGCUGCAGAAAAUGAAUGGGUGGAUAAGCCUUGAUAAUACACUUUGUAGCCUUUGGUAAUCAAAGAUUCCAAGUAGCAAGCAAGUAUUCCUUUACUUGUGCUCUAAAGAAGGACAAGAAAAUAUCAAAGGAAUCGAUGUCGGUGCUGGACCCAGCUGGUAUAUAUAUAUAUAUAUAUAUCUAUAUAUAUUAUAUAUAACUAUAUAUAUAUAAGUUAGAGGUCCAUUUGCUAUGUAGAUUUGGGAAAUAAGCAAAAGAAGUAAAUUGCAGGUUUGGGUUGGUAAGUUUGGUAAUAUGGUUGCUGCUGUGGGUCAUACUGUUGUAAUCUUUUUUGUUUACUUGAGAUUGAAGUAGCAUUGGUUUUUUAUUCUGAAGAGUUUUGUUAGAUACCUGAAUUGGUGAAAGAGAAAAAAUUCUUUUCUUUUUCUUCUCAAGUAAAAAUUUAUUCAAAUUUUCUUGGA
Molecule: messenger RNA, 1917 nt
Organism: Ricinus communis (castor bean)
Lineage: Eukaryota; Viridiplantae; Streptophyta; Magnoliopsida; Malpighiales; Euphorbiaceae
Product: putative E3 ubiquitin-protein ligase XBAT31
Exons: 8
Coding region: 148-1491 (447 amino acids)
Molecular function (GO): protein binding
Source: RefSeq, a predicted model, not a curated record